AACGUCAUUCCGAAUCGACUCUCUCACUGCUCAACAGUCAUUAAGAGGGAUGGGAAGUACGACGUAGUGAUCAGGAAUGAAGACCUGGAAGGUACAUUAGCAUAGUUGGACUCUCCUGGUAAGCUCUCCUGACCUUAAACCCAACCUUAAACCAACUUCGAACCCAACUUUAAACCAACCUCAAACCCAACCUUAUACCAACUUCGAACCCAACCUUAAACCAACCUCAAACCCAACCUUAAACCAACCUCAAACCCAACUUUAAACCAAAUUCAAACCCAACCUUAUACCAACUUUGAACCCAACCUUAUACCAACUUUGAAGCCAACCUUAAACCAGCCUCAAACCCAAACUUAAACCAAUUUCAAACCCAACCUUAAACCAACCUCAAAGCCAACCUUAAAUGAACCUCAAACCCAACCUUAAACCAACUUUGAACCCAACCUUCAACCAACUUCAAACCCAACCUUAAACCAACUUCAAACUCAACCUUAAACCCAACAUUAAACUAACAGUGAACUCAACCUUAAACAAACUUCAAACCCAACCUUAAACCAACUUCAAACUCAACCUUAAAGUAACUGUGAACCCAACCUUAAACCAACUUCAAACCCAACCUCAAACCAACUUCAAACCCAACUUUAAACCAACCUCAAACCCAACUUUAAACCAACCUCAAACCCAACUUUAAACUAACCUUAAACCAACUUUGAACCCAACCUUAAAUCAACACCAAACCCAACCUUAAACCAACUGUGAACCCAACCUUAAACCAACUUCAAACCCAACCUUAAACCAACUUCAAACCCAACCUUAAACCAACUUCGAACUCAACCUUAAACCAACUUCGAACCCAACCUCAAACCCAACCUUAAACCAACCUCAAACCCAACUUUAAACCAACCUCAAACCUGACCUUAAACCAACCUCAAACCCAACCUUAAACCAACUUCAAACCCAACCUUAAACCAACCUCAAAGCCUAUCUUAGGCCAACCUUAAAACAACCUCAAACCCAACCUUAAACCAACUGUGAACCCAACCUUAAACCAACUGUGAACCCAACCUUAAACCAACUGUGAACCCAACCUUAAACCAACUUCGAACUCAACCUUAAACCAACUUCGAACCCAACCUUAAACCAACCUCAAACCCAACUUUAAACCAACCUCAAACCUGACCUUAAACCAACCUCAAACCCAGCCUUAAACCAACUUCAUACCCAACCUUAAACCAACUUCAAACCCAACCUUAAACCAACUUCAAACCCAACUUUAAACCAACCUCAAACCUGACCCUAAACCAACCUCAAACCUGACCUUAAACCAACUUCAAACCCAACCUUAAACCAACCUCAAAGCCAAUCUUAGGCCAACCUUAAACCAACUUCAAACCCAACCUCAAACCAACUUUGAACCCAACCUGAAACCAACUUCAUACCCAACCUUAAACCAACUUCAAACCCAACCUUAAACCAACUUCAAACCCAACCUUAAACCAACUUCAAACCCGACUUUAAACCAACCUCAAACCUGACCUUAAACCAACCUCAAACCUGACCUUAAACCAACUUCAAACCCAACCUUAAACCAACUUCAAACCCAACCUUAAACCAACCUCAAAGCCAAUCUUAGGCCAACCUUAAACCAACUUCAAACCCAACCUUAAACCAACUACAAACCCAACCUUAAACCAACUUCAAACCCAACCUUAAACCAACCUCAAAGCCAAUCUUAGGCCAACCUUAAACCAACUUCAAACCCAACCUUAAACCAACUACAAACCCAACCUUAAACCAACUACAAACCCAACCUUAAACCAACCUCAAAGCCAAUCUUAGGCCAACCUUAAACCCACCUCCAACCCAACCUCAAACCAACUUCAAAAUAGGACAAAACAUUGGUAUUGUUUAACAAUAGUAGCCAACAUUGUAACAUGUAUUAUUUAUCAAAUGUCAUCCUAGGUCCCCCUUUAAGCCAACCUCUGUCCUUUCUGACUAGAGUUCAUGUAUCGUUAAAUGGACUUGACUGUGACAAACUCUUUGGUUUCCCAACUCGGGAGGUUCAAAGUGCGCCAGUGUCUGGCCUUUAGUGUCCAUCUUGAACGCACUCUCUGCGCUCUUGAUGGUGCCACAAGGCUCAUUGUCGACCCAGGCCAGGUACGUACCCCGGGGGAGCCCACCGACCUGCACGCCUCUGAGAUUUUCAAAUCGUAUGUGGUGCUCAGCUGGGAUCCUCCCAGCCCGCGCGGCCCAGCGCCGUUGUGGUACGUCGUGGAGAAGUGCGUGGCGGGCACCGGCGUCUGGCAGCGGGUCAACGCCGCGGUCAGGCUGCACUCGCCCCGUUGCCCGGUUUUUGACCUGCACGACGGCCAAGAGUACCAGUUCAGGGUGUGUUCGGUCAACGUGUACGGGUCCAGCCAGGCCUCGGCACCCUCUGGGCCGAUCCGCAAGGUUGACGUGGACGGUGAGGCCCGACAUGAACAUGUCAGCGACUCACAUGUCAUGUGACCGUGUUGAUGAUGAUGCACAUUGUGUACAUGAUGUAUGUUGCAGGCUGCGAGCUGCCCAUUGGUACGUACGUGUACAUCUUCCCCUCCCACACUUCCACACACCCGCUCGAUCCCUCCGUCCACUCUCCUGCUGCUUCUGUGUUCUAGCAAUUUCUGUGCACGCCACACAGCAGCUGUCCCAGUGGAGAGUGUUCACUACUUUCACCUCAACACGUCACCACUCGUGUGUUCCCUUCUCACGUGUAGUGUGUAAAAUAUCUUCAUAAAGCUUGUAGAAAUGGACAGACAAUGUUUGCAAUUAUAUCGAAUACAGUGGAGCUCAAUUUACGGCCUUAUUUGGUUCUACAGCGUGGUUUGUUAAUCCAAAAGUUUGUAUAGGGACGCAGAGUUCCCCAUAAAAGACAAUGUAGAUGUAAAUAAUUGUGUUCCAGCCUCAACAAAAGUCCCUAUUUUGGUAAAAAGAAA
This is a messenger RNA of Nerophis ophidion (straightnose pipefish), 2975 nucleotides long. RefSeq names its product myomesin 2a (gene myom2a). Gene Ontology annotation, molecular function: protein binding. The transcript has 2 exons. The coding region runs from base 2017 to 2508 and encodes 163 amino acids. NCBI's taxonomy places the organism in Eukaryota, Metazoa, Chordata, Actinopteri, Syngnathiformes, Syngnathidae. The record is from RefSeq and is a predicted model, not a curated record.